AUGUCAGAAACUGAAUUAGAGGCGAAAAGAAGAAAAAUAGAAAAGGUGGAGAAAUAUGAUGAAGAUAAUUGUGCAAAUUCAUUAAACAUUUUGGAUGAAGAUAAUGCUGAUGAGCCAUUAGGGGAAGAAGACACCCAAAAAAAUGAAAAAACACAAAGUGAAAGAUAUGGCACACAUAGUGAUGGUGAUAAUGAUGAUGAUGGCGAUAGCGUUUGCAGUGAUAGGAACAAAAAGGUACAGAAAAACAAACAUUAUUUAAUUGAACAUAUGGAAAACAAAAGUAAACUAUUAAACAAUAUAACAUCGUUAGAAGAAAAUAAAUUAUUUGUGAAAAAUUUAACCGAAGAAAUAACAAAAAACGAUUUAGUUCUUUUUUUUUCAAAUGCUAAUGGAUACGUAGAUACAAGAAUAGUAUAUGAUUCGUCAGGGAAAUCCAAAACUUUUGCUUACAUAGAAUUUGAUAAUAAAGAAAAUGCAUAUAUAUUUUUUAGUACAUUACAAGAUAGUAAUGUAGAUAAUUACAAAAAAUUUAUGAUAAAAGAUGUUAGUCUUUAUGUUGCCAUUUGCAAAUCGAAGAAAAGUAUAUAUGAGGAAAAAAAAGUUUUUAUUAAAUUCAUUAAAUGUGAUAUGGGAAUAGAUAAUGUACGAAUAAAACAGGAAAUUUCAAAUUUUCUUUGUAACCAUUCAAUUGCUCCACUUGACAUUCGUCUCCUUGGAGAAAAUCCGCCAACGCACGGUUACAUAGAACUUAUGAACAACGAAGAUGUAGUGUCUUGUGUUGAAUCCAUAAAGGAAGGGAUUCUAGAAGAUCUACAGUUCAGCUUGGACUAUUGCAUACCGAUAAUAAAGAAAAAAAUAAUACCAAAUGUAGAAAAAAUAAAAGCGAACAAAGAGAAAAAUAAACAGGCUCAGGAAGAAAAAAAAAAAGAGGAAAAUAGUUCCACUAUUGUUGUGAAAAAUUUACAUUAUAACACCAGAAAAUAUAAGUUGGAAAAGCUAUUUAAACAGAUAGGAGAAAUUGAGAAAAUAUAUCUCAGCAAAAAGGUAUCAGAAAACAAUAUUAAGAGGAAUAGAGGGUUCGCUUUUAUUACGUUUAAGAAUGCAAAUGAUGCUACUUCUGCAUUGAUUCUUAAUGAUUCCAUUAUUGAUGGUAGAAGUAUUUUGGUGUCCAAGUUUUGUCAAGAUGGAGAAAGGAGAAGUAAAAAUGGGGAAGGAGAUCAAUCGGAUGGUCAACCAGAUAAUCAAGGAAUCGAAAAGACAAAAAAAAGUAAUCCAAACGGAAAUAAUCACUACUUUAACAAUAACGCUAGGAACAACUAUCCACUUGAAAAAAAAAGAAUAAAUUUAAACAAAUCAAACAAUCCAAACACACUAACGGAGAAGCGGGUAGAUGACACAGGCGAGGGUGGUGGCCCCACGCAACUGACAAAUGAUGAUUUUAGAAAAUUUUUUUUUUAA
Messenger RNA from Plasmodium gonderi, 1458 nucleotides. RefSeq names its product RNA-binding protein. NCBI's taxonomy places the organism in Eukaryota, Apicomplexa, Aconoidasida, Haemosporida, Plasmodiidae. Gene Ontology annotation, molecular function: RNA binding. The record is from RefSeq and is a predicted model, not a curated record. The transcript has 2 exons. Bases 1 to 1458 code for a protein of 485 amino acids.